UGAUGAUGAUGAUGAAGAUGAUGACGAUGAAAAAGAAGAUGAAGAAGUAGAAGAUGAUAAAAAAGACAAAGAAGGGCUCAGUAUGCAAGUUAUGCCUCCGCUUCACUUAGCCCUGGCAUUGAACCGGAGAAAGGUGGUGAAAUUGCUGCUGAAAAACGGCGCCGAUCCAAAUCUAGCCACUGCUGAGGGAGUGACACCUCUGCACCUCGUUUCCUGGUCAAGCGACCGCGUGGCUAAACUUUUUUUCGCGAUCAACUACGACAAGGGACAGACCUUGCUUAUCAACGCUCGAGGCAAGAAUGGCAAUACUCCGCUGCACUGGGCUCUGUCUCAUGGCCACAGAACCAUGACCAAGUGGCUGCUAGAAAGGCGGCUCAUCGAUCUAGAGUCGAGGAACUGUUUGGGAUCGACGCCUCUGCACAUGAUUUCCAAGAGAACAACGGAAGACGACACGAUGGAGCUAUUCUUCGAGAUGCUCGCUGUAGUUCGGAAGAAGACGGUGAACGUCGACGCCCGAGACGAGAGGGGUAGAACCCCACUGCACUACUCGCUGAAAAACUGCCAUCGACUCUCGACCAAGACGCUGCUGAUGAACGGAGCCGAUCCCAAUGCGACCGACGAGGAAGGAUCGACGGCUCUGCAUUUGAUUUGCAAGCGUAAAUACAGCUUUACCCAUGAAACGGCGGAGGUAUUCUUCGAGGUCAACGACGAAAUCGGACGGACGGUGUCGAUCGACGCUCGAGACAAGAAAGGCAAUACUCCGCUACACAUAGCUCUAUUUUGUAAACACGAAGAUAUGAUCCAGGUGCUGCUGAAAAACGGAGCCGAUCCUAAUUUGGCCAACGAGGAAGGAUUGACUCCUCUCCACAUUAUUUCCAAGAGAGACGAGGACGACGGCUCAAUGAAGUUAUUCUUCGAGAUCAUCGAUGACGUUCAAAAGACGGUGCAGGUCGACGCUGUGGACAAGUCGGGCCGUACACCCCUUCAAUGGGCCGUGGCGAGUUUAUUACCGAGCACGAUCGACGUUCUCUUGGACAACGGUGCUGAUCUGUCGCGGCUGAACUUCGUUUUUCCCACCGUCGGUCACUUCGACAAGAAAUAUAAACUUCGAAAUCGUAAUCGUACUAUUUGGUUCAAAUUGAAAUUCGCGUACGACACUAUGGCCGUUGUCGAGCGGUUGGAAAAAAGAGGAUACGAGCUGGACCGAAGCGGCGCCAUGACGAUCAUGAACGCAUUCGUUAAGCACGAAAUUUUCAAAAGGACGGCGAAUUUCGACGAAAGUCGAUACGACGACGAGGAAUUCGUGAAAGAAGCCAAAGAAAUUAUGAUAAAGCCGAGUCUAUCCCUCUACGACCUGAUUCGGCAACGACCAGAAGAAUCAAUCACUUUAAAUGAAAUGCAUGAAUUCUUGAAGACAUCAACAUAUUACCGAUUUACUAAAAUUUAUCACGAUGCGUGUGAUCCGUACCUGUGCGAGAUACCAACGAGAAGAUUUUUCCAAAAGUGGGCACCGGAUUGUCUACGGGAGCUGAUGAACUCAGCUAAUCACUUUAACGCAGAUUUGUGGCGUAUUUGUUUGGCAGCUACAGGCCGAACCGAGGCUCAAAGUAUCGAAUUAAUUGCCUAAUUUUUUUUAAAGCAAAUUUGUUUGCAUAUGAAUCAUAAAAAUGUCGUUUUAUUUCCACUCCUCUUAUUGUGUGUGAAGAUUCUCGACAUUGAAAAGAAAUAAGAAGUCAAGAAAUAAAAAAUUAUGGGUUCACUCGACUGACACGAAUAAUUCAUAAAAUUACGAGAGAUCACGGAUCUUGAUGACUAUUGGUCGUUCAAAUCAGACUGUGAAUAAUGAAAGUAUUAAGUAUUGUACGAGUUUCGAACAAUCAUAUUCUCGCAGUAAAUAAAAAUAAUUAAGAUUAAAA
This is a messenger RNA of Trichogramma pretiosum, 1916 nucleotides long. Its product is annotated as ankyrin-1-like. Lineage: Eukaryota; Metazoa; Arthropoda; Insecta; Hymenoptera; Trichogrammatidae. Gene Ontology annotation, molecular function: protein binding. The record is from RefSeq and is a predicted model, not a curated record. The transcript has a single exon. Bases 83 to 1627 code for a protein of 514 amino acids.